Messenger RNA from Heterobilharzia americana, 297 nucleotides. The record is from the annotation of a GenBank genome assembly. NCBI's taxonomy places the organism in Eukaryota, Metazoa, Platyhelminthes, Trematoda, Strigeidida, Schistosomatidae.
AUGGAAGUGUCACUUCAACUGUUAGAAACUGAGGAGCAGGUAACCAACCUUCUGAGUAAUAUCAAUCGUUUAUUAAAUUUCACAGGAAUACUGAAAAUGAACUCUUUAGUACGAUUCAUCUGUCUAAUUUCAUUAUGCGCUUCAAUAACCAAUUGCUUAAACAGUAUACCAGAUAAUGAUUACUGGAAUGAAAUACUGGAUGAGGAUGAGACAAUAUGGAGACGUUUGAUCGAGAAGAACGUUCCACGUUAUUUCCUCGAGUUGGAAGAUCCUAUAAGAAUACAGCGCGUAAACUAA